Messenger RNA from Triticum aestivum (bread wheat), 1586 nucleotides. RefSeq names its product mitogen-activated protein kinase 7. Gene Ontology annotation, molecular function: MAP kinase activity; ATP binding. The record is from RefSeq and is a predicted model, not a curated record. Gene Ontology annotation, biological process: protein phosphorylation. NCBI's taxonomy places the organism in Eukaryota, Viridiplantae, Streptophyta, Magnoliopsida, Poales, Poaceae.
AUGCCGGAGGCAAAUGCGGGUGCCCGCGGCGGCGGCGAGCAGCGCAGCAAGGUUCAGAGUUCAGACGUGAUGAGUUUCUUCAGUGAAUAUGGAGAUGCCAGCAGAUACAAGAUCGAGGAAAUCAUCGGCAAAGGGAGUUAUGGAGUUGUGUGUUCAGCCAUCGACCGGCAGACCGGCGACAAGGUUGCCAUAAAGAAGGUGUCCAACAUCUUCGAGCAUAUAACCGAUGCCGCCCGGAUCCUCCGCGAGAUCAAGCUUCUCCGGCUUCUCAGGCACCCCGACAUCGUCCAGAUCAAGCACAUAAUGCUGCCUCCCUCCAGGAGGGACUACAAGGACAUAUUUGUUGUCUUUGAGCUCAUGGACACAGACCUCCACCAGGUUAUCAAGGCCAAUGAUGACUUGACAAAGGAGCACUACCAGUUCUUUCUCUAUCAGAUGCUCCGUGCGCUCAAAUAUAUCCAUACUGCUAAUGUCUAUCAUCGUGAUUUGAAGCCAAAAAACAUAUUGGCAAAUGCAAACUGCAAGCUCAAGAUAUGUGAUUUUGGACUAGCAAGAGUUGCAUUCAAUGACACCCCUACAACUGUUUUCUGGACGGACUAUGUUGCCACUAGGUGGUACAGAGCUCCGGAGCUCUGUGGUUCUUUCUUUACCAAGUAUUCACCGGCUAUUGAUACAUGGAGCAUUGGUUGCAUUUUUGCGGAGAUCUUGACAGGAAAGCCUUUGUUCCCUGGUAAAAAUGUGGUUCAGCAGUUGGAUAUGAUGACUGAUUUCUUAGGCUCACCGUCGCCUGAGAUUAUUUCUCGGAUUCGAAAUGAGAAGGCAAGGAGGUAUCUUAGCAGCAUGAGGAAGAAACUGCCAGUACCUUUUUCAGAGAAGUUCCCCAAAGCAGAUCCUGCAGCAGUCAAGCUCUUGCAAAAGCUUCUAGCAUUUGACCCAAAGGACCGACCCACUGCUGAAGAGGCGUUGGCUGAUCCCUAUUUCAAUGGCCUCGCGAAAGUGGAGAGAGAACCAUCAUGCCAACCGAUUUCGAAAAUGGAGUUUGAGUUUGAACGGAGAAAGUUUACCAGAGAGGACGUCAAGGAACUUAUAUUCAGGGAGAUAUUGGAGUACCACCCUCAGCUUCUCAAGGAUUACAGCAACGGCUCAGAGAAAACGAACUUUCUAUAUCCUAGUGCUGUCGACAACUUCCGGAGGCAAUUUGCUAACUUAGAGGAAGAUGGAGGAAAGGGCGGGGCAGCCGAGAGGAAGCAUGUUUCUCUCCCGAGGACUACAACAGUUCACUCUACCCCAGUUCCUACAACAAAUUGUCCGGCCUCCCAAGCUCCUCAAAGGAUUCCAGCAGCCCGACCGGGCAGAGUGAUUGCCUCAGCGACACCAACCGAGAACGCGGCCUUCACCGAUCGACAAAUGGGUCGAAGAAUGGCGAGGGACCCCGCGGGGGCUCCAGCAGCGGCUGCCGGUCACCACCUGAGGCCGGACUGCUCCGACAGGCAACAUGAGGUGGAGAAGGACCGCGCGCACUACAGGCCGUCGCACCAUUUCAGGGACGCCAGGGUGGCGCCCGAGGCCGAGGCGCGGCCCUCGGC